Molecule: messenger RNA, 2885 nt
Organism: Lycium ferocissimum
Lineage: Eukaryota; Viridiplantae; Streptophyta; Magnoliopsida; Solanales; Solanaceae
Exons: 7
Coding region: 1789-2505 (238 amino acids)
Source: RefSeq, a predicted model, not a curated record
CAAGAAAGUAGUCAUUUAUUCUUGUAACCACAUUCCCAUGUUCUACCUCACUUAUUGUCCCACUACUUUGCUAUUUAAACUAUGGAAGAAUUCUAGACCUAUAAAUAGUGGUGUUUUCACCAACAUGGUAUAUGCCUGCUUCUUUAACAUGUUAUACUUUCUUUUCACCCUAUACAGAACUUGAUGCUUCCAGUUGAAUACAUUGUGGUUGCUUCUGAUCUUAAAAUGACAAACAUCUUGUUCUUUCUCUACAACAUUGCCUUCCAAGCUGACUAAAAUUUGUGUUCACUCCAAAUAUGAUCAUCGUUGUGCCUCUGGAUGAUUGUUUAACUAAAAAAACUGUGUUUUUUGUGGACAUGAAACUAGCCUUGGUGACUAGUUAAAAGUAUUUAUCUUAGAAAUCUGUGUUCCCUAGUCAAUUUGCUUUUUGAACUUCUUCUGUCAUUGGCAUUCUACCUUGAAGGAUCUGGAGAGUAUUACUACUCAAAGCACAUUGGUAAAGGGGUUCAAAAUUUCCAUUUCAAAAAAGAAAAAACUACUCAAAUAUUGUCAGCUAAUAUAGAUAUAAAUCCCUUUCACAUUUACUGCACUUUGGAUAUUGGAUUUUAAUAGUAUUUCAAAUCUACCAAGUAACUUCAGUAUUCUAAUCUUAUUCUGAAUUGCUUCGUCUUACACUGAAUUUCUUACCCUGUAGGUUGACACCUGUGAAGUACUAUUCCACUUGAGGGUAUUGCAGAUUUUCAUUUGGAUGAUAGAGUACUAGUUCAAAUUGUUUUAUGGUGUUCAUAAUGACGUAAAUGACAAUGCAAAACAUAAUGACGUAAAUGACAAUGCAAAACAUGUACAAGAAUAAGAUGGACCAUAUGCGUUUAUGAUACCCUACCAUUCGAUUUAGACAAGGCUUUUUCAAUCUUAUCCAUGCUGUGCUCUAUAAAGAAAAAAGAAAAAGACUUCCUUAUCCAAAAAGAAAAAAGAAAAAAGAAAAAGAAAAAGAAAUUUGAGCUUGUGAUUUUCAAGUCAGAUUCUACAUUUAGAACCUUACUUUAAACAGGGAUAUCUACAAUUGGUUUAUGACAUUUAGAAGUGAUCAAAGCUGAGGAGAGGCUGUGGGAGUAAUUCAAGGGUGUUGGGGCUAUUUGGUAUAGAUAAAGAAUUUCAUUGGUCCAAGAAGAAUGUGAUGUGGAGAAUGAACUCAGCCUGUUUCUUAAGAACCUUACUUUAAACAGGGAAAUCUUGCUUUUUGGGAACGCGAAAUAAGAUGGGAAAAGGCUGAAAUAGGAAUAAGAGAUAAUGUUGCAAAAAGAUUUUGGGAUUGUUGUCUCUGAUUUCUUGUGCCUUGCUUUUUGUGAAGAUUUGAGUUACUUCUGUGAUUGCUCUUUCUGACAUUUGCUUUCUUAGUAUAUAUUCCUACAGAGCCAGAUUUAUUUCGUUGUCUUUAGGUUUACUUAUAGAGCUUAAGCCCCUUCUUUCUAGCCAGUGAAGAUUCUUAUUCUCUCAAAAACAACUUUUCUCUUAAAGCUAUAGCUAUAAGAGGCAACAUAAGAUGAAGUGAUUAUGACAGCAUAUGAGUUUGGGACAGCAUUGUAAGGAUAAUAUUAGAUUUUUCAUGAAAAUAUAUUGCUAUUCGACUCCAUGGAGCAUCGCCUUUUAGCUCUUUAAUAAACUUCUUUUUGUAAAUUACUAAAUUUUAAUUUUUAACUCAUGAUUUCCUGGUUUGGGUUUCACAGCUUCAGAUUGGUUUCAGAUACCAUAAAGGAAAUAAAAUUGCUUGGCUAUUGAGCAAACACAAUGAUAGAUGAGCGCGGUUCUUUUGCUGUGACCAGUCCCUUCCCAGGUCCGCUGCCAAAUUUUCUCAAGUCUAUCAAGAAAUUACCAGCUCGGGUUGCUUUGAUGGGUGAAGUUCUGCCUCUUAAAGAUGAAAAGGCUAGGUUGGCUGGAGAGAGCCUUAAGGAAGUCAUAUCAUCUGAAAGGAGCAUGAUGGAGAAGUUCUCUUACUCCGUUUCGGGUAUAUUGAGUUCAUCCAGCCUUGGUGCUACAUGCCGAGGUGACAAUCUCCAGGAAUUACUUGAUUCAGACAAACAAUAUGCUGUCCUCAAGUUCAAUCCAAGUUCAUGCAUGUAUAUUGACAGCAAUGGAGGGACUCAUGAAGUAGAUCUAGAGGACGUCCAAGCAACAAAACCUGAUCCUUUGUCAUUUUAUACCAUGAGCCUGAUUGAUGGAAUUAAUCAAAGUGAGGCGAGGCGUAGAGCUCUAAUUCUCUUCUGCAUCACGCACUUGAAUAAGAACGCAAAGGACGCGUAUCUGCUUUCUGUUGAUCGGAAAGGAUUAGAUGUGCUGGGAAAAGUUUUAGGUCCAAUAAGGAGCGAUGGUUCUCGUGAAUAUGAGUGGAGGGAGUUGAGAAUUGCAUUCAGAGAAGAGGCACACACUGUUGAAACAUUCUGCCGUCAGCUUGUUGAAAUGGAGCAGGAAGCACUCAAGAGUAUCUCCAACUUUAGUGGUAUAUAAAUAGGGUUGAAUCAGCAUCACACCGACAGUUAUGAAGAAAAAUCAAGGAGAAACUGUGAUGGACAGCCCCCACCAGGAACAACUGCAACAUAGGUCACUUUUCACCGAGGCAGUAGAGGGCCCUGGCUAGGAACAGCAAGAUGAACUGUAUAAUAUUGCAGAAGAUUUGGGCUGUGUUCAUAUCCUUCUUGUAACCUAGAUCAUAAAAUGUUAAUAACCUUAGCUAAGCCAUGAAUCCAUAGUUUGAGGAACGUUAUUCAUUGUGAUGCAAACUGUUUAAAACUGAUCGUUGGUGCGAGCUGGUUACCCCUCAUCUAUAAUCAAGGGAAUGUGUUUCAUUUUAAAUUUAAUAGAAGAGAAUAGUAUUAUUGUUAAUAUUA